Molecule: messenger RNA, 1071 nt
Organism: Adineta ricciae
Lineage: Eukaryota; Metazoa; Rotifera; Eurotatoria; Adinetida; Adinetidae
Source: the annotation of a GenBank genome assembly
AUGAAUUCAAUAGAAAAUACUUCAACAUGUGAAAUAUCAGCGAAAUCGAAUCUGUUGAUUCGAUUGUCGGCUCCAUCGAACACGAUUCAAGCGAAAAAUCUUCGUGUUGAUACUUAUGCGUCGUUCUGGAUUCAACGUGAAAUGUUGUUCGAUCAAAUCCGAACGAAUUCGUAUCGUCGAGCGAUAUUGGACCAAGUUAAACAAGGCGACGUCGUUGUUGAUUUUGGUGCAGGAACAGGAAUUCUUUCCAUGUUUGCAGCUAAAGCUGGUGCGAAAAAAGUUUAUGCACUUGAAAUUACCGAUAUGGCCGAUGUUGCUGUUGAAAUGAUCAAAAGGAAUAAACUAGAUCAUAUCAUCACGGUUAUCAAACAAGAUGGAUCGACUGUACAAUUGCCGGAAAAAGCAGAUGUUUUAGUAUCUGAAUGGAUGGGUGGACUAGGUGUUGACGAAAAUUUUGUGCCACCAUUAUUAGCAACUCGGAAUAAUGUUUUAAAACCUAAUGGAAUUAUGAUUCCAGCGACUGCGAAAGGCUAUGCAGCGUUAGCAGAUGAUCCUUCAUUGACAACCAUUCUAUCGUUUUGGUAUUCGAAACCGUAUGAUCUAGAUUUAGAUAUGAUGGGUGAGUUUCAUGGCAAUACUGUUCUCAAUGCACGUCAUUCGGUCUUACCGGACCAACUUCUCAGUAAAGAAGAAGAGUUAUACGAAUUAAUUAUGAAAAGUGCCAACAAAAUCGAUGCAGACUUUUCUUUUUCUGGUGAAAGUCGCAUAAUCAAAGACGGUAGCUUGUCUUGUAUUGCUGCCUGGUUUCAAUGUGAUAUGGGUAAUCAGACAGUCUUAUCAAAUGCACCUGAUAAGCCAGCUACACAUUGGGGACGAACUAGUUUUCCUAUUUAUCCACCUAUUCCAGUUUCUGCCGGUCAAAUCGUUCGCUGGACCCUAUCUUCAAGUGGUGUCGAUCUGAUGAAAGCGAUUCAAUCAUGGUCGAUCCGCGUGCAUAUGCCAGAUGGAUCAGUUGUUGCGAGAAAAUUUUCUGGAACUCAGACGCCUGUUCAUUCAAGUUUGUUUCAUUAA